Molecule: messenger RNA, 6271 nt
Organism: Mirounga angustirostris (Northern elephant seal)
Lineage: Eukaryota; Metazoa; Chordata; Mammalia; Carnivora; Phocidae
Gene: ZSCAN23
Product: zinc finger and SCAN domain containing 23
Exons: 8
Coding region: 4203-5621 (472 amino acids)
Source: RefSeq, a predicted model, not a curated record
CCGACGUCGGGAUGGCGGCAGGUGGAGAGAGGAAGACAAACGCGGGCGAGGCCCUCUCAGCGGCCCCGGGGCGGCCACGGACCAUAGAGGCGGGAGCUCCUAGAGGGGCACGGCGCACUUCCGGGAGCGCGUUUCCGGCUUCCGGGAGGGUGGGCCCGGGCUGUGGCCGCGGUCGCCGGGGCUGAGGGGCCCGCUCUCGCGCCCGGCGCCGCAGGAGUGAGGCCCCGCGGGCCGUGCGGGCGGCCGGAGGUGGGUCUCUGGUGAACGCCUCCCCGCCCCCGGCCCGCCUCGGCGGCUCCGGCCUCCAGCGCCGUCGCGAAGCGGAGGACUUCGGAGUGUGAGACGGGCGGCUUUCCUGCAAUCUGGUGGGUCCCUGACGUACAGAAAACGGAGCUUUUCUCCAGUCCCUGGGGUCGGAAGUGUUUCCGGAACCCGAGUUUGGGGAUUUUUUUUUAAAGCACGGUGCUUGUAUGGUGUUUCGAAUGCCUGGCGCCCCAGGAGUCUGGGGCAGCCCACAGACGGACUCGUAGUUCUGUCACGAAACAGGACUGUUCCCACCAAGACUGUAAGAGAGCGAAUGAGAUUCAGAGAGCACGAGAGGGAAGAGGGUCAGAGGGAGAAGCAGACCCCCCGCUGAGCAGGGAGCCCUAUGCAGGACUCGAUCCCGGGACCCCGGCAUCAUGACCUGAGCCGAAGGCAGUCACUUAACCAACUGAGCCACCCAGGCGCCCCGGAAAAAGGGGACUCUCCUCGGAGUAUAAAGCCAUCUGCAGGCACCCCUCCCCUGAGAGAAAAUGGCUGCAGUUCUCAUCAUCCAGGAUGGAGAACAAGAACCUGUGAUAGUAAAGGUGGAGGAGGAUAACUUUUUUGUACAAGAAAUUGACUUGCAGAAGAACAGCCAGUCCUGUCAGGAGGUCUUCGGCCAGUGUUUCAGGCAGUUCUGCUACCAGGAGACAUCUGGACCGCAGAGGCGCUGAGCCGGCUCCGGGAGCUCUGCCGUCAGUGGCGGCGGCCCGAGACCCACAGCAAGGAGCAGAUCAUGGAGCUGCUGGUGCUGGAGCAGUUCCUGACCAUCCUGCCCGAGGAGCUGCAGGCCCAGGUGUGGGAGCAGCAUCCACUGAAUGGAGAUGAGGCUAUGUUGGAAGAGAGUCUGAUGAUCCGGGAUUUCAGGUGGGAAGAGGGCACAUUCCAAGCAGAUGGACAGGAAGUGCUCUGGGAGGAGGUGAUGUCCCUGGGAGCCACACCCCAGUCACCAAGUUAUCAGCGCCAGCACAUGGAGACUCUGCUCAAGGAUGCCUCUCUGGAGCCCCUUCCCUACGAGAGAGGUGAAGAGUAAGAGGAGGAACUGAUCUGGGAAGGGUCAUCGGGGAUCCAGGUUCCUCUCACGUCAUCUUCUGCAUGCAGCUUCUUCUCUUCCUGUGGCUGCUGAAGCACCAGCCAUCAACUCUGCAUUCCAGUCAGCAGGAAGGGCAUAAAAGGGAUUCUCUCAGCUAACUCGGGGUCUUUCAUGGAGCCUUCUCAGAAUGCACACAUUUCCUCUUAUAUUUAAUUAGCCAGAAUUGAGUCACAUGACCACACGUAGCUGCAAGAGUAGCUAGGAAAAAGGGGCGUGUGGGUGGCUCAGUCCGUGAAGCAUCUGCCUUCAGCUCAGAUCAUGAUCCCUGAGUCCUGGGAUCAAGCCCCCACAUUGGGCUCGCUGCUACUGGGGAAUCUCCUUCCCCCUGCUCCUUUUCUUUCUCAAUCUCUCAAAUAAAUAAAUAAAAAAGUAGCUAGGAAAUGUAAUUCCAGGGGCCAUUGUACACAUAAAAAUUGGAGUCCUGUCAUCUAAUAAAAAAGAAUACUUAUUUGGUAGGCAAACAAUCUGUGCCAACAGUCCUAAAUAUUUUGAGCUCUGAAUUGUUAAAUGUGUGCUAAAAAACUGAUCUACAUAUGAAUGAAUGAAUGGUAAAGGGUGCAAGAAACAAAAUUAGAACUAGGAGAUACAGUGGUGUAUGGAUAUUAAGAGAUUAGGAGAAUAGAGCAAGAAGAAAAAGCGGGAAGUGGGGAAUGAGAAUAUGUAAAACUCCUGAGUUGGAGAUCCCUUAAACUUAACAGGCUUCUUUUAAUGAUAUUAAAAAGACUUGUGAAAAAAAUACAGUUUAAAUCCAUUUUAAUUUGGUAAUAAGGGAUAUUUUUAAAGAUUUGAUUUAUUUGAGAGAGAGCACAAGCAGGCAGAGAAGCGGAGCGAGAGGGAGAAGCAGACUCGCCGCUGAGUUGGAUGCCCUAUGUGGGGCUUGAUUCCAGGUUUCUGAGAUCAUGACCUGAGCCUAAGGCAGACACUUAACACACACCCAAUCAAGCGCCCCUAAAGGAUAUUUUUUAAAGAAAAAAAAUUCCUCUAGAUUCCUACCUCCCUAAUUUGAGAAUUAUUUUCACUUAUUUAUAUUGUCUAUUUGGAGAGAUUAAUGUAUAUACACACACACAUAAAACAUAUAUAGAGGGAGAGAGAGAACAUAAUUUUAGAUGUGUUCCAAAUUUUUCUGAUCUGUUCUAUUUUAUAAAUCACCUUAUUUAAAUAAAACACUCCAUAUUUCUAUAUAAUGACCUUAGAGCUUGUAUAAUAAUUUUAGGUCUCUUUCGACUUUAAAAUAUCUAUAUCUCCGGGAUGCCUGGGUGACUGAGUUGGUGAAGCGUCUGCCUUUAGCUCAGGUCAUGUUCCCAGGUUCCUGGGAUUGAGUCCCACAUCAGGCUCCUUGCUCAGUGGGGAGCCUGCUUCCCCCUCCGCCUGCUGCUCCCUCUGCUUGUGCGCUCUCUCUCUGACAAAUAAAUACAUAAAAUCUUAAAAAAAAAUUAUAUAUAUAUAUAUAUAUUUUUAUAUAUAUAUCUCCACUUCUAUUUGAGAAGCAUUUGUGGGAUAGCCAAGUAAGAAGAUUAUCAUACAUAUGUAUCUAAGUAUUACUAUUUAGUAACUAUAUUUUUGUCUAAUGAACACUGUGUUAAGCUUGCAACAAAAGAAUGGCCCCUUUAAGACCCAUAUGCAAAGAUUCCUAGCUAAAGGAUCCUUCAGGGCUAAGGAAGCUACCUGAUCAGGAAACCUGGAUUUAAGUCCCAGCUCCGCUGAGCUCAGCAGCAUACUUUAUUUCUCUGAACCUUGGUUUCUUCAACUGUAAAAUGGUUUGAUUUUAAAAAAACAUUCACGAGGGGCGCCUGGGUGGCUCAGUCGUUAAGCAUCUGCCUUCGGCUCCGGUCAUGAUCUCAAGGUCCUGGGAUCGAGUCUCACAUCGGGCUCCCUGCUCGGCGGGAAGCCUGCUUCUCCCUCUCCCACUCCCCCUGCUUGUGUUCCCUCUCUCGCUGCCUCUCUCUCUGUCAAAUAAAUAAAUAAAAUCUUUAAAAAAAAAUACACAAGUUAUAGCGUACGGGUAAAUGAAAUUCAUAAAGUGAAACCACCCACAUAAGCACCACCAAAGUCCAGAAAUACAUUACCCAUUCCCAGGAAGCCCCACUUGUGCUCCAUCCUCCUUCCUGUUGUGACUUUCAACAGCAGAUAUUAGUUUUCCCAGUUUGAAGUUUAUGUAAAUGGAGUCAUGAAGUAUGUAUCUUUUUGUGUCUGCCUUCUUUCACUAUUAUGUUUGUGAAAAUUAUCACUGUGGCUUAUAGCUGUAGUUCAUUUUUAUUGUUGCAUAGUAUUCUAUUGUAUGGAUAAACUUUACUUUUUGUAUCUAUCCUACUGUUAAUGGACAUUUGGGUUGUUUCCACUUUAGAGCUAUGAAAAUGCUGCUCAGACAUGUCUUUAGAUGCAAAUAUAUAUUCAUUUCUGGUAGCUAUCUCUAAAAGUAAAACUCCUGGGUCAUAGAAUGUGUAUGUGUUCAGCUUAAGAGAUAUGCCAAAGAGUUUCCCCAAAAUAGUAUUACAAUUUACACUCUCAUCAAGAGCGUAUGAAAGUUCUCAUUGCUCCAAUAAUCUUUGCUAACAUGUGGCACUGUGAAUCCAUUUUUUUUUAUAUCUAUGAAUAAACACUUGGGCUGCUUCCAUAUCUUGGCUAUUGUAAAUAAUGUCACAAUAAACAUAUGGUGCAUAUAUCUUUUUGAAUUACUGUUUUUGUUUUCUUUGGGCAGAUACCCAAAUGUGGAAGUACUGGAUCAUAAGAUUUUGGGAUUUCCAGAAGAAAAGAUCAAAGAGGAAUCAUCGAGAAUAGACUCUUUUUCUGAAGUGUUAAGCCGAAGAUGGCCACAGCAUUGGCCCUUCAGACUUCAGAGAUGCAGGAAGGACUUCUGGCAGUAAAGGUAGAAGAGGAAGAGGGGGAUUAUGCCUCUGGGCAGGAAUCUGGCCUGCCAAGAGAUAACCCUCAUACCAGAGAGCUCUUUCGUAGACGCUUCAGGCAGUUCUGCUAUCAGGAGACACCUGGGCCCCGAGAGGCUCUUCGAAGACUCCAGGAGCUCUGCCGUCAGUGGCUGCGGCCCGAGACGCACAGCAAGGAGCAGAUCGUGGAGCUGCUGGUGCUGGAGCAGUUCCUGACCAUCCUGCCCGAGGAGCUGCAGGCCUGGGUGCGGGAGCACUGCCCAGCGAGUGGGGAGGACGCGGUGACUGCGCUGGAGGACCUGGAGAGGGAGCUGGAUGAGCCGGGAGAGCAGGUGGAAGAUGGGAGAACAGAGGUCCCAAUCUAUGCUUGUGAACAGGGAGAGUUUGCGAAGGAGAAGGCAACUCGGGGAGCAGCCCAGGAGUUAUCAGGUGGCCGGCUCCAGCCCUUGGAAGAGCUGCGUCCGUGCAAUUCGCGAGAGCUGUGCCCGGCUCAGGAGAUGGGUGAGGAUCAGAAUUUCCUCAGGAGGCCUCCCUCACCCCGAGGGUCCAUCGGUUCAGCACGUGUGUUCGGUGUCUGCUGUGCGCCAGGCGGUGUGCUUGGUCCUGGGGAGCCCGUGACGAGCCAGGUGGACGUGCUCCCUGCCCUCAGGAGGUCUGGGUCUGACGGAAGAGGCAGACAGCCUCUGGAACUGAACGGUGACGAGGCUGGGACUUGGAAUGUGGAGUUAGCUCCAAAGAGGGAGCUUUCUAAAGAAAUGAGAUGUCCUGUGGAAGUACCUCAGAAACUGAACGGUGGCACUGCUCGGAUGCCUGAGUGUGGAGACACCUGUGACCACGAGGGCAGACUGGAAAGGCAGCAGCGGGCAAGCUCUUCUGUGGAGAGACCGUAUGUCUGUGGUCAGUGUGGCAAGAGCUUCACCCAGAAUUCCAUCCUGAUCGAGCACCAGCGAACCCACACAGGCGAGAAGCCCUACGAGUGCGAUGAGUGUGGCCGGGCCUUCGGCCAGCGGUCAGGCCUCUUCCAGCACCAGAGACUCCACACCGGCGAGAAGCGCUACCAGUGCGGCAUCUGCAGCAAAGCCUUCAGUCAGAACGCCGGCCUCUUCCAUCACCUCAGGAUCCACACGGGGGAGAAGCCCUUCCGGUGCGGUCAGUGCAGUAAGAGCUUUAGUCGGCGCUCUGUCCUCAUGAAGCAUCAGAGAAUUCACACCGGGGAGAGGCCUUACGAAUGUGAGGAAUGCGGCAAGAACUUCAUUUACCACUGCAACCUCCUCCAGCACCGGAAGACCCACCCCGCGCUGGGUCCAGCCGGCCCCUCGGAACAGGUCGGGCCUGUUUCCUGACGUCAGACCGCUAGCAGGGUCACAGGGUAGGUUCCUGCUUUGUCCCUGAGGCACGGUAAUGGUAAAAAAUAGUCUAAUCCUCUUGAGGGGGAAGCUCCGAGAGAGCCAGCGAAAUUGUCCAUAUUUUUUAUGCUGAGAGAAGCAUUAUAUCUCAAGUACAUCUGUCAGGUUCUCUGGGCUCAACAACGUGCACGCUUUGCAAUACUGAAUCUUGUUGUGUGACUUUAUCAACAUAGUCUCCAGUCUGACACACGUCGGUGCAAGAGGUUUUCUAGGUGUACUUCAGGAAAACUUCUUCAUCCCAGUUUUAAGAAACUUUUUUUUUUUUUUUUUUUUUUUUUUUAAAGAUUUUUUAUUUAUUUAUUUGACAGAGAGAGACACAGCGAGAGAGGGAACACAAGCAGGGUGAGUGGGAGAGGGAGAAGCAGGCUCCCCGCAGAGCAGGGAGCCCGAUGCGGGACUCGAUCCCAGGACCCCGGGAUCAUGACCUGAGCCGAAGGCAGUCGCUUAACCGACUGAGCCACCCAGGCGCCCUUAAGAAACUUUUUAAAAAAGUUUUUAAAAACUAUAUGCUGCCUGAACACAAAAUUAUGUUAAAUAGUAUUUAAAAAUUAAUUUAAAAAUAAUUGCAGUAAAACCUGUAAACGAUU